Molecule: messenger RNA, 1632 nt
Organism: Paramecium sonneborni
Lineage: Eukaryota; Ciliophora; Oligohymenophorea; Peniculida; Parameciidae
Source: the annotation of a GenBank genome assembly
AAAUGCUAAUAUUAUUCUUAGCAUAGUUGUUAUAUGCUCAGCAUAUAAUUUUUGAAGAGGAUUUUAAAGAUGGUUAAUUAAAUUCAGACUUGUGGAAAAAAUCUGAUGUUGCUACUAUUGUUCCUUGUCCUGGAACAACAAAUGAUUAUUGUGCAAAUAUAGUAAAGUAAAGUUAUGCAAAUGGAAUGAUAUCUGCACCUUUUAAAAUUGAAAUGGAAUAGGAUGUAACAGUAGAAUUUAAAUAUUUAACAAAAUCUACCACUAAUAGAGGAGUUCAAUCUGGACUAUUUGUGGGAUAUACUGAUGAGUAAUAAAGCGGAUAUUGUUGGUUCGCUUCAGGAUAUUCAUAUUCAAGUACUUUUUAUAAGCAAAAUACUCAAAAUACGGAUCCUGCUUAUUUAUGUCCAAAUGAUGAAUCUGUUUUAAUAUAAGAUCUUCUUAAUGACUGGAAAACUGUAAUUUUUAUUUUAUUUAUUUUUAGAUUAAAUAUACAAUCCCAUCAGCUACUUUGAAAGCUAAGAAUUAAUCUUAAUUAUCCUUAAUAUUUUAGGAUUUCAUAAAUGAAAACAUAGGAGGAGCAUAUUAUAUAACCAAAAUACUUGUAUAUUAUAAUAAGAAUUGCACAGCUAGAUGUAGUGAAUGCACAACUUUUUAUGAUUGUACUAAUUGUACAGAACCAUAUAGAUGGUUAGAAGGUGUUUGUUAUAAUGUUGAUUGUGGAAAUAGUUUAGAAUAAUCAAUCCCAUAUGGUACAGAUUCUUUGGUAGAGAGUAUAACUGCUACUACAUAUUCGGCUACUAUUAAAAUACCGAAUUAUGAUUUUAAAGGAUGUUGGCCAGCUUAGUGGGUAACAAUAGAUAAGAAUGAUGGUAAAUUUACAGAAUUAAAGUUUUGGUAUGAUUCACCAUCUACAGCUAAAUUGCUUAUAGAUUAAUAUAAUAUGACAGGUGCUAAUUGUUAAUAAACUGAUAAUCCAUAAAUUUAUGAUUGUUCAUUCCAUUUUAACGUACAUUUUAAUGAAUAAAUUAUGUAUGAAAGAAAUUGGACAGCUACUAUUGAUUAUUCUAAAUCUUCUAUUUUAAGUUUGUAAGUACCUCCUAAAACUUUGAAUCCUCCAUCAUUGGUUAUUGCUAUUUAAUCAGAACUUGAUUAUUGUGACAAUAUAAAUGAUUGCAAAUUUACUAAAGAUAAAAUAACUUUAGUUCUUAAUUAAAGAUUCAAAGUUAGAUUAACAAUUAUUGAUUCAAAUCUUAAGAGUUGGAAAUUAGAAAAAGGAGCUGUUAAAUUAUAGGGAUAAGGAACUCUAGUUAAUUUACCUAUUUUAGAAACUGUUAUUGGAGAAGGUUAAAUCAUUUAUACUGUCAGAUUGGCUAUCAAAGGAGAAAAAGGUAAUGGAUUUGCUGUGACUGCUAAAAUUACAAAUCCAAAUGUAGCCAGUAGUAGAAGGAGAAGAGUUCUUAAUGAAGAUUCUACUGGUAGAUUAGCAGUAGGGAAUUUGAAUGGUAAUUAGAUCACAUUCAAAUCGAGAACACUUUAAAUAGAAGAUGAUCCUGAGUUUUCUUAAUUAAUAUUGGCACCUCUAUUACUUUUUGCAAUAUUUGGAUUUUGAUAUUGGAAAGAAGACAUUCAAAC